AUGUGUUUGUUUCCUAGGGCUGAAGAAGAAAGCAGCACGCUGCGCAUAUUGGUGGCUACUGACUGCCAUCUUGGCUAUCUGGAGAAGGACGAGAUCCGCAGGUUCGACUCAUUUGAUACAUUUGAGGAGAUCUUCUCAUUAGCUGCACUUAACAAGGUAGACUUCAUCCUUCUUGCUGGAGAUUUGUUCCACGAGAACAAACCUUCCGUCUCUACGCUGGUGAAGAGCAUGGAGAUCAUGAGACGAUACUGCAUAAACGACAGGCCUGUGCAGUUUCAGAUUGUCAGUGAUCAGGCAGCCUGUAUGCAGAACAGGUUUGGGAGAGUCAACUUCGAAGACCCAAAUUUUAACAUCGGCUUGCCUGUGUUCACUAUACAUGGGAAUCAUGAUGGCCCAGCAGGAGUGGAUGGCCUGUCUUCCAUUGACAUCCUUUCUGCAUGCAAUUUUGUGAACUACUUUGGGAAUGUUGAUGCUGGCAGUUCUGAUGUUGGUCAAAUAUCAGUUUGUCCUAUAUUUAUAGAAAAGGGUGCAACUUCUGUUGCACUAUAUGGCCUUGGUAACAUUCGAGACGAUAAAUUGAGCAGCAUGUUAGAGACACCUCAUAAAAUAGAGUGGAUGAAAGCAGACAGUGAAGAUGACUGGUUCAAUCUUUUUGUUCUCCAUCAGAAAAGGAGAAAGGGAAGCACUACCAAUGGCAUCAACGAACAGCUCCUGCCACAUUUUUUAGACUUGGUAAUAUGGGGCCAUGAGCAUGAAUGCCUAACUGAUUCCCAGGAGGUUCCUGGAAAGAGUUUUCACAUCAUCCAACCAGGCUCAUCAGUUGCCACCUCACUGAGCAAUGCUGAAGCAAAACCAAAGCAUGCUGUUUUGUUGGAAAUCAAUGGAAGACAGUACAGGCAAACAAAAUUACCAUUAAAAUCAGUUAGAGCCUUCAAAUAUGCCGAAGUCUUAUUAAAAGAUCAAUUGGGUGUUGAGCACAAUAGUGAAGAAUCUCUUUAUGAGCAUUUGAAUAAAAUUGUAAGCAAUCUUAUUGACAAAACAGCGACCAGUGGGUCAGAGCCCAAACUUCCACUAGUCAGAGUAAAGGUGGACUACUCUGGGUUGUCGACAAUAAUCCCACAGAGGUUUGGUCAGAAACAUGUUGGGAAGGUUGCAAACCCAAAUGAGAUCCUUCUUUUCUCAAGAUCAACUCAAAGGCAUCGAAAACACACUGAUGGUUCUGAAGAAAUUGAACCAAAUGAACUGGGCCAGAAAAAUGUCGAAGAACUAAUUGCGGAGAGUGACUUGAAGAUGCAGAUCCUUGACAAAAGAGACCUGGAAAGUGCACUGCAUGAUUUUGUCAGCAAAGAUGACAGUAUGGCGUUUCACUCCUGUCUGAACAAAAACAUUGAAGCAGUAAAAAAUAAGUUGAAUUCUGCAGCAAAGGAUUUUAAAGCUGAAGAUAUGGUACUUCAACUGGAUCAGUGCAUGAAGGAGCUCAUGGAUGAAGAUUCCCUCCCCUCCAAGGGAGAAUUACUGUGCUCCCAAAGCCUGCCAACUAACACGCAAAGCGCGUUCCAGGAGUUGAAGUGCUCAUCAAAUGAUGAACAAGAAAAUCAAAAAUCAAAUGAGCUUAUUGAAACUUCUGAUGAACAGCUUCCUCAGGUAGCAAGCCAGAAGAGACCAGUUCCUGCGGAUGGAAGUUCUGCGUCUUCAAGGAGGAGGAAGACAGAUCUGACUUCCUUCUACCAAACUGUGGUGAAGAAUGGCCAUGAUGGUGCCAAGAAAUGCAAGACUCCUGUGGCAGGGAGGUAUGGAACCAUAAGAAGAAGGUGA
Molecule: messenger RNA, 1815 nt
Organism: Oryza brachyantha (malo sina)
Lineage: Eukaryota; Viridiplantae; Streptophyta; Magnoliopsida; Poales; Poaceae
Product: double-strand break repair protein MRE11-like
Exons: 19
Coding region: 1-1815 (604 amino acids)
Biological process (GO): mitochondrial double-strand break repair via homologous recombination; mitotic G2 DNA damage checkpoint signaling; meiotic DNA double-strand break formation
Cellular component (GO): Mre11 complex; nucleus
Molecular function (GO): 3'-5'-DNA exonuclease activity; manganese ion binding; DNA endonuclease activity
Source: RefSeq, a predicted model, not a curated record